CUCUGGGCGGGCGAGGUCGCACCUGGUCGGCACCUGGCACUCGCUGGGCGACAGACGCGGGCUGCGCACAACUGGCCGCCAGUUCCUUUCCUCCCGCCCUUCACCCACCGCCAUGGAUGGGCCCGGAGCCCCGGUGAUGUGGGACAAGUUGGCGCAUGUCUCGGAGAUGAGCACGGAUUUCCCGGGCGAAUACUUCAGGUACAAGGGCGUCCUCUUCCCCGUCGGCCUCUACUCACCCGAGAGCGUCAGCCUGGUCGAGAACACCCAGGAUGUGCUGGACGACGACAUCUUCAUCGUCACCUACCCCAAGUCAGUUUCUCCCAACAGGCACCUCCUGGAUGAUUGAGAUCCUCAGCCUAAUCCUGAAGGACGGGGAUCCCUCCUGGAUCCACUCGGUGCCCAUCUGGGAGCGCUCGCCCUGGUGCGAGACAGUCGUAGGCGCCUUCACCCUCCCGGACCAGCCCAGGCCGCGCCUCCUGAGCUCCCACCUCCCCGUGCACAUCUUCCCCAAGGCCGCUUUCGACACCAAGGCCAAGGUCAUCUACGUGGGCCGGAAUCCCCGCGACAUCCUGGUGUCCUUCUACCAUUACUCCAAGAUUGCCCGGCAGCUGAAGGACCCCGGCACGCCUGACCAGUUCCUGCAAGACUUCCUCAAAGGCGAAGUGCAGUUUGGCUCCUGGUUCGACCACAUUAAGGGCUGGAUCCGGAUGCAGGGCAAAGAGAACUUCCUGUUCCUCACCUACGAGGAACUCCAGCAGGACCUCCACGGCUCCGUGCAGCGCAUCUGCGAGUUCCUGGGCCGGCCGCUGGCCGAGGAGGCGCUGGGCUCCGUGGUGGCCCACUCGACCUUCGGCGCCAUGAAGGCCAACACCAUGUCCAACUACACGCUGCUGCCCCCCACCCUGCUGGACCACCGCCUCGGGGCCUUCCUGCGCAAAGGGAUCAGUGGCGACUGGAAGAACCACUUCACAGUGGCACAGAGCGAGGCCUUCGACCGUGUCUACCGAGAGCAGAUGCGGGGGAUGCCGGCCUUCCCUUGGGACAAGGACCUGGGGGACAACGGCCUGGACCCUGAGCCUGAGCCCGAGACCACCCCUGGCUCCAGCAAGGACUCCCAAUCCCCCCACCAGUGACCCUGAAAAUAAAUGCUUAGCUGCC
Heterocephalus glaber (naked mole-rat) is the source of this 1158-nucleotide messenger RNA. The record is from RefSeq and is a predicted model, not a curated record. NCBI's taxonomy places the organism in Eukaryota, Metazoa, Chordata, Mammalia, Rodentia, Bathyergidae.